Xiphophorus hellerii (green swordtail) is the source of this 7515-nucleotide messenger RNA. RefSeq names its product von Willebrand factor A domain containing 5B2 (gene vwa5b2). NCBI's taxonomy places the organism in Eukaryota, Metazoa, Chordata, Actinopteri, Cyprinodontiformes, Poeciliidae. The transcript has 20 exons. Bases 2173 to 6345 code for a protein of 1390 amino acids. The record is from RefSeq and is a predicted model, not a curated record.
AUUUUGGAAACAUAUAUGCUCCAGUAAAUAAGAUUAUUUAGAGGGGAGUGAAAAAGUAAAUGUCUGAGAUUUCUAUUUCAGACAAGUGAAUAAGUGGAAUAAGUACAACAAUCUUUUUUCAAAUGAUGAUUUUAUUUAUUAAGAGAAAGAAAAAACAUCAGACUAACCUGGGAUUCUGUGAAAAGAUAAUUGACCCUACAGGUAAAUCAUCAGUUAAUUUUGAUUAAUCACAUUUUUUUGUUCAUUUCAAAAUCCACACCCAGACCUUGUUACUUCAAGAGCUUUAUCAUUGAAUUGCUAAAACAGUUCCUUCUUGACAAUAUGAAGUAGGCUAAAAGAACUCAAAAAGCAACACAUCACAAAUACCUGCCAGUUCAGAAAGGGCUACAGAGCUAUUUCUAAGCCAUUGGGACAGCAGCAAACCACAGAAAACCAUUAUCCACAAAAGUAAAAAUAAAAAAAACCAUUGAACAGUGGUGUAGCUCUAAGUCCGCAUCAAUGACUCAUCCAAUUUAACUCAAUUUAGUUUAUUUACAUAGCUCCAAUUAGCAGCAAAUCAAUUCAAAGUCAGUUCAAUGCUUUACAGCUUGAUUCUAAUUUUUAAACACUGCAGUCAAGUUUAGUUUAUUUUGCCAACUGAUGAAACCUUCGAAGGAAAUCCAACCAAUAGCAUGGAGUUUUUGACACUGCAGCAAUCUCUUAUCCUGAAAAUGCAUUUGGCAACAGUGGAAAGGAAAACGCCCCUUUAACAGGAAGAAAUCACCAGCAAAGCUUGGGUCAGAAAAAAGAACAUCAUGCUGACAGUCAAACUUUGUUUUUUUAAAGUACCUGGACAACUUGCCAUAAUUGCAAAACCAAAUAAGUCUUCCUCUUAAUGGCUAAAAAAAUAUUAAUUUAAAACAAAAAAAAUUGGAGUGGCCUAGUCAAAGUCUAGACUUAAAUUUGAGAGAAAUGUUAACAUAAAAAGAAGACAUUAAAUGUGAAAACUGUCCUGUGUGGCUAAAUUAAAAACAAUUCUGCAAGGCAGAGUGGGCCACAUCAUUGCAGAGGCUUGCUUUGUGACUUGUUAUUUACCAGGUGUUAUUCCAAACACUCUGUGUCAGAACCAGUUCUUAAGGGGAUGUCUGAUAUUAUUAUUAUUUUUAUUAUUAUCUUAAAGUGUUAUUUGAGAAAAUGCAUAAACAGGAUAAAUUUUAAGGGAGCAAAUACUCUUUCACUGCACUGUAAGUUACUUUAUUAAAAUACGCAGCUGAGCUGGUCACAAUCUUAGUUAUUUCUUUGUAAGUACACUUUAUAUUUGUUUCAAACAUAAAUAAUUAUUGUAUGUAUUUAUUAAUUUGCCGAAUAAUCACAACCACUAGAAGAUGUAGUCAUCGUUCAAGUAUUGAUGACUUUGUCGUGUAACUCAGAGAGCCGAGGUACCUUACAGAAUCAUAUCGUCUUUUGUAACUUUCUAACAGCAGCAGUUCACUGCACUUUAACAAACCAGGUAUUUAUUAGCUUGUUAUGAGCUGAGAGAGCAGUAGCCAGAUGGUUGCUGUUGAUCUUGUUACAAAGGUAGAUGUGAGAAGACCAUUUCUUGGUUCACAGCAAACACACACACACACACACACCGGCACACACACACCACUGGGUUGUUAAUCUGUACACCCAUCUCAGCACCUGUUGUUCCUGAAGAUGCUAAGUGGUAGAUAAUCCUGAAUAAUUCUGUACACAUCGACUAAGUUUGUAUAUAUUGGAGUUAAGAGUGAAGUUGAGACCAUAUUUGCAGGGACACAUGGGUUUGCAUACUAACAGACCACUGAUUGCAAAGCUGAUGCAUAGGGUAAUAAGUGAAGACGUUAAUGAUUGACCAAACCUGUUCUGCACAAUCUGUCAGAGGCGGUUGCUAAGAGCUGCAGAACAGGUGACAGGAUGGUUGCAUGUUCUACAUACAAUGUGUGCUUAUAUGAACCAUCCUGGCCUGCAUAUAAAUGUCAAAAGUGAUCUUGUUCAUUUUUUUAUGCUCUCAGCCUGCUUCUGAUGAACAAAGAUUAUCAUGAUUGUUUGAUGAGUGAAAAUGACAGACUUUACAUGCAAGCUCACAUACGUCUCCCUUUCUGUAUCUCUGAGCUCCGUGGCUGUAAUUCAGUGCUUUCAGCGCAUUGAAGGUUUUUAUGAUACUGAAGAAACAUGGUGGGCCUGAGAAACCGUUCUACGUGGGAGCCAUUGUUGCUAAAGGCCUCAUGCAUCAAGUCUUGUGCCAAUGGUUGCUCCAUGGGCAUCACUGCACAACUCACAUACGCCAAUGCUGACACAGAGUCUGUGGAAGGUGUGUUUGUGUACCCUCUUGAGGAAAAGGAGGUUGUGGUUGGUUUUGAGGCCAUGAUUGCAGGGCGGCUGGUGGGAGUGCAGAUCCAGAGCAGAGGAAAGCUGAAGGACUGCUGCUUGGAGUGCUGCCCUGGAUCUGGUCUUGAUGGACACUAUGGGAGCGGCCAGGAGUGGAGAUGCUGCUGCGGGAUGUCUGGCCUGGACAUACAAUGCACCAACGGACACCUGAUUUUGGAUGAAGACCUGGAAAGAACCACAUUCAUUGUGGGUUGUGGAGUUAUUGGCCCCAUGGACAUAGUGUCUGUCAUCAUCAGCACCACACUAGAACUCCCUACUUUGGAAAAUGGAGCUAUCCGUAUCGUCUACCCAACGCUGCUUACUCCGGUUGUAACCGGCCAGUUGACUGCAAGCAAAAGUGAAAAUGGAGGAAAGUCUGAGGAUACUGGAGCAACCAGCUGUUUCGGUGCUACCUCAGGGAAGCAGGAUCGGGCUGUAGACUCUGAGCAGCAGUGCUCUCAUGGCCUCUUUUCCAGUCCUGCUGUCAAUCUGGCACCGUAUGAACUCAACUUCCAGCUGCUGGUUAGAGGCGCCUGUCUGCUGGCCGGCUUGGAGAGCCCUACACAUGCUCUGAGAGCAGAUGCAGAUCCUAGUGCCCAAAGUGCAUCUGCUACCUAUAUUACUUUGGCUCAGGAGCAUCCGUAUGAUAGACACAUAGAGAUAAUAUUGCACCUCAGUGAACCUCACAGUCCAUUGGUCAUUCUGGAGAAAGGCAGACUGUCCUUCAGCCGGUAUGAACAACAGAUCUGCUCUCGCCGAGAUUACAUUCGAUACACACGCAAAGACUCAGAACCUGAGAAAAGGCUGGAGUACAUCCGUAGACGAUACCACAAAGACAUCCUCUGCAGCCCCGUCCUCAUGCUCAACUUCUGUCCUGACUUACUGUCCGAGCCUCUGGAGCUGCACAAAGCUACCAGAGAGUUGCUGUUCCUAAUCGAUCGCAGCGGCAGCAUGAGUGGCACUAACAUACAACGUGUGAAGGAAGCCAUGGCAGUGGCCCUGAAGAGUCUACCCACUGGUACGAUGCUCAACAUAGCUGGCUUUGGGACCACCAUCAAGCCUCUGUUUACCUCCAGCAAGCUCUGCACUGAUGUGACUCUAAUGCAGGCCUAUGAGUACAUCCAGAGGAUGAGAGCGGAUAUGCGCGGGACCAACCUUCAGGGGGCGCUGUCCUGGCUCUACCAGCAGCCCAUGCAGCGUUCAUAUCCACGGCAGGUCUUUAUCAUCACUGACGGCUCCAUCAGCAAUGUGGCUAAGGUGCUGGAGUUGGUUCGCAGAAACACAUGUUCUGGCAGAUGCUUUGGCCUCGGCCUCGGUCCCCGAGCCUGCAGGAGGCUCCUUCAGGGAAUUGCCAAACUGACUGGAGGGACCACAGAGUUCUUCGAUGAUGAAGAAAGACUCCAGCCCAAGUUAAUCAAGUCUCUAAAGAAGGCCUUUGAACCUGUUCUGACGGAUGUUCGGAUUGACUGGUACCUGCCAGAGAACAUGGAGGCCCUCCUUUCACCCAAUGAAAUUCCUCCAUUGUACUCCGGAGAUCGCCUAGUUGGAUACUGCACUCUUUAUGACAUGACAAAUUUCAAAGCAAAGAAGACAGAGUGCCAAGAAAGGGACUACAGAGGUGUGCACCAUGACUCCGUGGGUUCUGUUUUUACCCAUUCGAAUGAUGAGCUUUCACCGCCUCCUUCAUCUGAGUUCAUGCCUGUGGUGAUGCAUUCCGACAGAACUGAGCUGGAGGAGGCUCUGAGAGAAAUUUCAAGAGAAAUUUCAUCUGAGUUUUCUUGUGCCAGAGACACUGACCUUGGAAUAAGCCCAGGUGUGGAGCUGGAUUGGUCCAGUGAUAUAAGGCGGAGGAUCCAGCAGAGCUCCUACAUUCAGGAGCAGUACGUUCUCACUCACUGCUCCCUGAGCAGCGAGCGAAGUCUUCAGACACAGUCCCACAUACACAUUCAUGCCUCAAGCUCUGACUCUGCAGGUGGGGGCUUUCUUUCUGAUACCCAUUCCUCUGGUCCAGUAUUGGAAACAGGGUCUUUACCACAAGGCCUUGAGAGGAUGGCUCCUCCAGAGCCAUCAUCCUUAUCUCGCUGGGCGGACCCAGCAUGGCAACAAAACCUUUCAGCGGACACUCCUGACAAUGUUGCUAAAAAAAAUGGGCAUCUGGAUGGAGGCGACGAGUCUCGAAGAAGACAGAAAGCAUUAGCUCGUUCUACAAUGGCAGCAAGGAGUUUUUCAUCACCACAGGGUGAACUGGAAAUGCAUCGCCUCCGGAGAGCUCUUGAGAGGGUCUCCUUUGACCAGACUCUUGGAGGACGAUUGGAUGAAAGUGAGGGAGAAACAAGGCCUUCAUCAAGAGGGACAGUUUCCCACAGAAGCCUGUCUGACUCCAACGGACUCCUGUUUCCUGCUUCGCCCCUGGACUGGGACAGCCUCACUGACCCAGAGUAUCUAUUUACUGCUGCUCAGCCUGAAGAUCCUCCCUCAGGUCAGUGUCGCUCCAUCAUUCAUGGUCUGCUGAGUGGCAAACCUGUGUCCUGGGAGGUUACUGUGGACAUGGGACAUCUCUGGCCACCGGAAGACCAGGACACCACUGGAGUCAAUGAAUGUAGAAUUGGUGGAGACGAUGUAGGAAAGCCAUGGGAGGAGAUCAUUCACCACCUGACGGCUCGCUCAGUAAUAAGGGACUUUGAAAAGCUGGCAGAAAAAGAGAGUGAAACUGGACAUGGGUCAGGUAAACGGUAUCGCAUGAAGGCUAUUCAGACAAGCAAGCACUGUAACAUCAUAUGCAUGUACACAGCCUUCACCAUUACCAAUGGCAGCACAAGCAAAGGCUUGACUGAGAGCACAGACGUCCGAAACACAGGAAUUCAUAUGGGGAACAGGCAAACUUCUCAGCCUGGAGGUCGCAGGCAGGGGGUUUAUUCUGCCGGUCUGGGAAGACGGCGGAUCAGCGGCGAAAGUGAAGAGGCUGAAGACACCUGGAACUUUACAGACGCAGGUGGAUUCUGUUCCAUGGCUACUGUAACAACAGGGAUGUCGUGCAAUCGUUCACAGCGCUCUAUAGAGAGCAAGUCAAUGGAGAGCUUCUUUAGUACCAGGUUCCAGCUGGGUCGACUCAGGUCCUCUAUUUCAUCCGGAAAACAGGUUCCCCUCAAAUCUCACUGUCUAUCAGCAGAGACCGACAAACAGCCAGAGAGUGAAACUCCAGACUACCAGCCCCUGGUGCAUUUACAACUUGCAUCAGGGGCUUUUCUCCUGACGGUGAUGUACUCAGAGUGUGUCCAAAUCCCCCUGGACCGCCUUAAGAGAGCAUCACCUUACAGCCUUCACCGACGUAGCCUCAGCCCAGCUUUUCGCUGCACUUCUCCCAGCGCUCCCUCUUUGUCCACCUCUGCCAAGCCCCCAGGUGCUCCCACGAUUCACCAUGUCACCUUUUCUCCUUCCUCGUGCUCUCUGGCCAAACCGGGUGCUCCUCCCUUCCACCACACUCCAGUGGACAACCCUUUGAUUUUGGAGUCGAGGCUUCUGCGAAAACAUUUGUCGGACCGAGACCCUGUCACCUCUCCCCCUGAUCUCCCGAGCUCUGAGGAGGGAUCCUUGGAGCUGUCUACUGGUCCCUCUCACAGUCAAAGCCUUGGACAAGCAGACAGCGGCCGUGGUUCAGAGACUGAUAUAUACGAGGGGACUUCAGCAGAGCUAGCAGACCUCCUGGGUAGCAGCCAGUUGGCUCAGGAAGAUCUAGAAGGUUCCACCUGGGCCACCGCUGUAGCUCUGGCGUGGCUGGAGCACCGGUGUGCUGGCUACUUCAUGGAGUGGGAGCUGGUGGCAGCAAAAGCAGAUUUCUGGUUGCGCUGUCAGAAACUGCCAGAGGGAGUGGACCUUGCAGGGCUAAGAGGAGCAGCCAGACAGCUGUUUCUGCUGCUGCGCCACUGGGAUGAAAACAUCAAGUUCAACAUGCUGUGUUAUAACCCCAAUAAUAUGUGAGACAGUCAGUUCAGAGGUACAAAAACAGAUCCACAGUCAUGUGGAAAAAUUAGGACACCCCAACUAUUUUUUAAAUAUUUUGGUUGAUUUGUAAUUAGCAAGAAUUUUUGAUAAAAAUGUGUUUGUUUGUAAAAUUUGUUUAUAAGUAAACAAAAAUGAAAAUUGUUUUCCUUAUUAAAGAAAGGAAAUAAAUGAGCAAAAAGUUAGAACACUCCACCCACUAGAAGCUAGUUUUUGCCCCUUUGACUGAAAUGACUUCAGUUACUGCUUGUAUCCACCUGCCAGUCUCUGACAUUGCUCUGAGGAAAGUUUGUCCCACUCCUCACAUUCAGCUGAGAGAUGUUUGAGGGGUUUUAAGUCACUCCACAAUGUCUCACAAAAAUCUGAUCUGGGCUUUGACUUUCCAUUUCUUAAUGGUCUUUGGUGAAUUCACUGUUAAUUUGGGGAGCACUGUCAUUAUGGAAGGACCGGUUCUGCUUCGUCUUUAGUUGAGUAAAACUUGUGCAGUCUCAAAUUUGUGUUCACUCUCACUUCAACAGACAAGAUCACACCAGAUAUAAAUGACUGAGGUUUAAACUGGGCAAAUCGCCUUGAAAAUGUUGGCUAACAAUGUUCCAGUCAUUUGCACUUGAUAAAAAGUAAUAAAUGUGAGACAGUCCUAAUUCAUUCCUAAUCAGAAAUAGCAUUUUUAUUUCAUUUUGUAUAAAAUGUAUAUCUUUUCUCUUUUUUAGUUUUAUCUUAUGUAUAUUACUUGAAUUACCUGAUAUGAAAUAUCCAAAUGUCCAAGCUCAAUAGAAAGAGACAUAGGCUAUUGUAGGGUGUCUUACGUUUUUCACGACUGGAUAACAAAAGCUGUACUUUAUUAGUUGAUACUGUAAAUCAGUGCCAAAUCCACCCCAAUUUACAAAAGUGACCUUUUAUUAUAAAUUUGCUUUAUGCAAACACAGGAAUGCCUUGACCAUCUGAAUAAGCUUUUCGUAGUUUAGACUGUAGCUUAAAGUCUAUGUUAUGUACACUAUGCCAAACAAAGAAUCAGUCAAUGAUUGUCAUGUUGGCUAUUAGAUAAACUGAUGAAAGUUUAGCUCACACAAUCAACAUAAUAAAACAACAUAAUGGAAACUAAGCAUUUGCUGUACUGUGUACAAAAGGAAUAAAAGUUUUAAUCUGUUU